Paramuricea clavata is the source of this 1020-nucleotide messenger RNA. The record is from the annotation of a GenBank genome assembly. Lineage: Eukaryota; Metazoa; Cnidaria; Anthozoa; Malacalcyonacea; Plexauridae.
CUAUCCAAAUUAUGUAUUUCCUUGGAUACGUUAUGGGAAGAAAGUCCGUAUGAAGUAAUCCUUUUUCGCUGGAUUCAAUUUCUUCAAGACGAAACGUUGGAUACUCUCAAUAUUUCUUCACCAUUAAUUUUAACCAAGAUGAAAUUUGCAUCAAAUGAUCCUAGCUUUGAUUCAAGAGCUGUGCAAGACGUUCCUUCAUCCGCUGCUCUUCUUGGCACAAUUCUUGAUUUUGAUCAACAGGAAAGAGAACGAGUGUUUCGGACAAGCCAUUAUUGCUGUGGUGUUUGUUUCUGCGAAAAGACUGGUAGUGCCUGCAUUGCUUUCCCAAAGUGUGAACAUGUAUUUUGUACAGAAUGUAUUUCAGAAUAUUUUAAAGUUCAAAUUGAAAGUGGUUCUGUGAAAGCCCUAAACUGUCCUGAAACUAAGUGUGAAUCGCAGGCAUUACCGUACCAGGUCAAGAAUCUUGUUAGCCCUGAUCUAUUUGCCAAGUAUGAUAAAUAUCUCUUGCAGUCUAGUUUGGAUGAAAUGUCUGAUAUAGUUUAUUGUCCAAGGCCUUCGUGUCAAUCACCGGUAAUUUUGGAACAAGAUACAACAAUGGGUGUUUGUCAAGUAUGCCGCUUUGCCUUUUGUUCUUUGUGCAAAUUCACAUUUCAUGGUGUGUCGCCUUGUGUCUUCAAACCAAACGAAGUUAGAAGGUUGAAAAUGGAAUAUGAAAAUGCAACAGAAGCAGAAAAAUUAUUCUUAGAAAGACGGUAUGGGAAGAACCGAAUCCGUCGUAUGAUUGAUGAGUUUAUUUCAGAAGAAUGGCUGGUGGAUAAUUCCAAAACCUGCCCACGAUGUAAUGCUCAUAUUCAAAAAUCCGAAGGUUGCAACAAGAUGCAUUGUUCAAAGUGUCAUACUAAUUUCUGUUGGUUGUGUGGGAAGAUAUUGGAUCCUAAACAUCCUUAUCUUCAUUUCAAUCUGUGGAACUCGUCUUGCUUUAAUAAAUUGUUUGAAGGUGUGGAGGAAGAUAGUGAUUAA